This is a messenger RNA of Colius striatus (speckled mousebird), 3374 nucleotides long. It is a transcript of the gene RUFY2, whose product is annotated as RUN and FYVE domain containing 2. The record is from RefSeq and is a predicted model, not a curated record. Gene Ontology annotation, molecular function: metal ion binding. Lineage: Eukaryota; Metazoa; Chordata; Aves; Coliiformes; Coliidae. The transcript is spliced from 18 exons. The coding region runs from base 58 to 1878 and encodes 606 amino acids. Gene Ontology annotation, cellular component: cytoplasm.
CGAGGAGCCGCAGGGCCCGCAGGCAGCAUCUGAGGCGGCGGCUCCUCCUCUCCAGCCAUGGCUGUAAAGGACCCUACAGCUGUAGAAAGAGCAAAUUUACUGAACAUGGCUAAAUUGAGUAUCAAAGGACUCAUUGAAUCAGCUUUGAGCUUUGGCCGCACUCUGGAUUCUGACUACCCACCAUUGCAGCAGUUCUUUGUUGUCAUGGAGCACUGCCUGAAGCAUGGCCUUAAAGUGAGAAAGUCCUUUCUAAGUUACAAUAAAACCAUCUGGGGGCCUCUGGAACUUGUGGAGAAGUUAUAUCCAGAAGCUGAGGAAAUAGCAGCAAGUGUCAGAGAUUUGCCUGGCCUUAAAACACCGCUGGGCCGUGCCCGGGCCUGGUUACGGUUAGCACUAAUGCAGAAGAAAAUGGCCGACUACCUUCGCUGUUUAAUUAUUCAGAGGGAUCUUCUCAGUGAAUUUUAUGAGUAUCAUGCACUAAUGAUGGAAGAAGAAGGAGCAGUUAUUGUUGGGCUAUUAGUUGGCUUAAAUGUGAUAGAUGCUAACCUGUGUGUGAAGGGAGAAGACCUCGAUUCACAAGUGGGGGUGAUUGAUUUCUCGAUGUAUUUAAAGAGCGAUGAUGACAUUGGGGGUAAGGAAAGAGAUGUACAGAUUGCUGCAAUUUUGGACCAAAAGAAUUAUGUUGAAGAACUGAACAGGCAACUGAAUAGCACAGUUAGCAGUCUACAUGCAAGGGUUGAUUCACUGGAGAAAUCAAACACUAAACUGAUCGAAGAGUUAGCAAUAGCCAAAAACAAUAUCAUUAAACUUCAGGAAGAAAACCAUCAGUUAAGGAGUGAAAAUACCCUUAUUUUAAUGAAAACACAGCAUCAUCUAGAGGCAACUAAAGUAGAUGUUGAAGCAGAACUUCAGACAUACAAACACUCCAGGCAAGGUUUAGAUGAAAUGUACAAUGAAGCACAUAGACAGCUUCGAGAAGAAUCACAACUUCGACAAGACAUGGAGAAUGAGCUAGUGGUUCAAGUUAGUAUGAAACAUGAGAUAGAACUUGCCAUGAAGUUGCUAGAGAAGGAUAUCCAUGAGAAGCAGGAUACCCUCAUAGGCCUUCGACAGCAGCUUGAUGAAGUUAAAGCAAUUAACAUGGAGAUGUACCAAAAGCUGCAGGUUUCUGAAGAUGCUAUGAACGAAAAGAAUGAAAUAAUUGGUCGAUUAGAGGAUAAGACCAAUCAAAUCAAUGCUACUAUGAAACAACUAGAACAAAGAUUGCAGCAAGCAGAGAAGGCUCAAAUGGAGGCUGAGACCGAGGACGAGAAACUUAAACAGGAGUAUGUGAAUAAAUCUGAAAGUCUGCAGAAAGAAUUAUCCCAGAAGGAGAAACAACUGCUUCAGCUGGAAACAGAUUUGAAGAUAGAAAAAGAGUGGCGGCAAACCUUAGAGGAUGAUCUUCAAAAGGAAAAGGAAACAGUAUCUCAUCUGAGAACAGGGACCCAAGAAAUAAUUAACCUUAAAAAAGAGUUCCUUAAACUUCAGGAAAAGAACAAGCAACUGAAAAGAAUAUGUCAGGACCAAGAAGCUGCUCUCCAAGAACUGGCAUCGAAGCUGAGCGAAUCAAAGCUGAAAAUAGAAGAUAUAAAGGAAGCAAACAAAGCUUUGCAGGGCCAGGUUUGGUUGAAGGACAAGGAGGCUACGCAUUGCAAGUUAUGUGAAAAGGAAUUUUCUCUUUCCAAAAGGAAGCAUCAUUGUAGAAACUGUGGUGAGAUCUUCUGUAAUGCCUGCUCUGACAAUGAACUGCCUCUGCCUUCUUCACCAAAGCCUGUUCGGGUCUGUGAUUCCUGCCAUGCUAUCCUUAUACAGAGGUGCUCUUCCAAUGUGCCAUAAGGUUAUUUUCCAGAUAUUUAUUACCUUUUGGUAUUUAGAAAAUCCUGUACAAAACAAACCAAAUAAAGCAGCCAACAGUACAACAGUGUUUCCAGGAUUUCAGGUAAGCAGUUUAGAGUUGCAUUUUGAAGUACCACGGAGAAGUUACUCAUCUGCUUCCUGUUGAAACAAGUGGAGAAAAUGAGACCCAAAUGUAGAAAAUGCACAUGCUACAAAUACAGACGUCGAUGUUAAGUCUAACAGAUGUCUCAGGAGCUCUUUUGGAGGAAGCAGAGCAACCUAUCGAGGAGGCUUGCUGUUAACAUGUAUUUGAUCAAUAUCUUAGUCCUUAGGACAAUGUUGGAAAAUACACUUACCUGCUUUUACAGGCUCGUCUGCAACAAGCCCAACCUGAUUCUGCUGCAGAAUGUGCCUGUGAUGUGCUGCUGUGAAGCCAAAUGGUGCAGUAGCCAGUUUUAAAUUGCAUUUUUAAAAAGUGGUGCAAUUAAUGAAGUGGUCCAAUAGGUUAUUGCAAAAACCGUAUGUGUGUUUACUUCCCCUCAGUUAUCAAGAUUUCAUACAUCCAAGAAUGUUGCACUGACAGCUCUGUUCCUUGUAGUUGCAGAUAUGGAGGGAGAUUGUCAGCCAGGUAACGAAGGGUGCCUCUGAGCACUUGUUAACUGAAGGGUGUGUUGUGCUGAAAUAAUGUUUGAAAUUAACUGUUAAUUUGACAUUUCCAUAUUCCCACUGAGAGCUGUCCAUCGUGAUUUUUUUUGCUUGACAUUAUCCAUAACCUUGAAAAAGUGUCUUUCCAUUGGUUUUGUGUAAGUGGUGCUUUCAGACUUGCACAUGUAGUUGUUGUACCUCUAGAAGCAGAGGGAAUCUGCCACCAAGACUAGGAUUAAAUCCUGGGGACUGCAUCCUUCCUGUGGUAGACAGGAAGAUUCUUCCUUAUUUUGCCAUCAUCUUUCUCCAUCUUUCAGAGUUUGUUCCUAAACCUCAUCUUUUUACCAGAGCACUUUUGAGCAUGUCUAGGUCUGACUGCUCUGCACACCAGUGGUGGAAUGACAAUUUUGCUGGAAUGAAGAUCCAUAUUCCUCCUGUAGGCAGAUAUGAAUCUCCUCAUAUCUGAUACGAAACACCCUUUGAUAAUUGUCCUCACUGCCAGUCACUGCACCAGACCCAGUCCCCCAUCCUCCCCAGGGGUGACCCACCCACAAGCCAUCAGCAGAAUCACCACCCUGGUCAUUCCUUCAGCCAGAGCCAGGGAAUGUUCUUACCAACAGGAAAAGGGAGGCUUUGAAACAGGCCUUGUAAUUGUUCUGGCACACUUGUUGGGCUUCACUUUGCCAUUCAAGGAUAAGUAUUUAGUUAAUGUUCUAGAAGUGAACGGAGCUGUUUUUAACACCUCAAUGGAGUCGCUUAUGUAGCUUUUGUAAAAAAAAAUGUUUUUAAAAUUACCUGCUGUAACUUUUUGUAAAAUACAAACCAAAUACUUGUAAAUCUGUGAAUAGCUU